Molecule: messenger RNA, 3145 nt
Organism: Helianthus annuus (common sunflower)
Lineage: Eukaryota; Viridiplantae; Streptophyta; Magnoliopsida; Asterales; Asteraceae
Product: pentatricopeptide repeat-containing protein At1g63330
Exons: 3
Coding region: 70-2118 (682 amino acids)
Molecular function (GO): protein binding
Source: RefSeq, a predicted model, not a curated record
AUGGGUCUUGCAUACAAACACCAGAACCCUAACUGCCGAAAUUAGGGGUUUAGACACCAUGGCAUUAUCAUGAUGACGAUGAUGAAGUUUAAUCAUUCGUUUUACGCUUCCCGUAAGUUUCCCCUUUUCUUCAAUCGUCCCUAUAUUAUUGCUGCAUCCUUUCAUUCCAUUAAUCGAAAUUGCAAAGAUUCUAAAACCCUACAAGAUGCUGUUUACACGUUUAAUCGUAUGCUUUAUAGGAAUCCUGUACCCCCUAUUCCAGAAUUCACUAAAAUAUUAUCAGUUAUUGUGAAAAGGAAUCAUUUUGCUGCUGCAAUUUCGUUAAUUAAACACUUUGACUUUUUGGGAGUCAACCCUGUUUUGAAACCCACCAUUUAUGUUUUCAACAUUGCUAUUAAUUGCUUUUGUCACUUGAAAAGAGUAGACUUUGGAUUCGCCGUGCUAGCGAAAGCCACGAAACUCGGAUACCAGCCCGAUUGUGCUACUUUUAAUACCCUCAUUAGGGGACUAUGUGGUAACAAUAAGUUGCAUCAAGCGAUCAAGUUGUUUGAUCGGAUUGUGAAGAACGGGUUUGAGCCUAGUGUAGUGACUUACGGGACGUUAAUUAACGGUCUUUGUAAAUCGGGAGACACUCGUUCGGCUGUUGUUUUGCUUCAGAAUAUGGAAGCAUCCACUUGUCCACCGGGGAUUAUCCAGUACAGCUGCAUUAUAGACAGCCUUUGUAAGCGUAAACGAUUUGUUGAAGCGUUGAAGCUUUUUACGGAAAUGAAAAGAAAAGGUGUGUCGCCUAAUGUUGUGACGUAUACUUGUUUGAUUCAUGGUUUGUGUAGUAUACACUCGUGGGAUGAAGCACUUGAGUUGUUGAGUGAAAUGCAUGCUCGAAACAUCUCGUUAAACGUGCACACGUUUUCUAUUUUGAUGGACGCGUUGUGUAAAGAAGGAAGGAUAACCGAAGCAGAAAGUUUGUUGUCGCUGAUGAUUCAAAGAGGCGUGACACCCAACACGGUUACAUACAAUUCACUCAUUCGUGGUUACUGCUUACUUGGAAAAAUGGAUGUUGCUAGGAAGUUGUUUGACUCUAUGGUUGACCAGCAUUCCGCUCAUUCAGUUAUCAGUUACAACAUAUUAAUAAAAGGGUACUCCGAAAACAAAAAAAUAGAUGAAGCGUUGAGUGUUUUUCGUGAAAUGUGUAACGAAGAUAUUGUUCCUAGUCUUGUAACAUACAACACUCUUAUUAUUGGUCUGUGUCAAGCGGGCCGAUUUGAGGAAGCGCUUUUGCUUCCGUAUGAAAUGAAAUCUCAUGGUUUGACUCCCGAUAUUUCCACUUACAAUACUCUGUUAGAUGCCCUUUGCAAGAAUACGAAACUAGAUGAAGCCGUAAAGUUUUUUGAUUCCAUGAUCGACCAAGGUUGCACGCCUUCUGUUAUGAGUUACAACAUUUUAAUCAAAGGGUACUCCGAAAACGAAAAAAUAGAUGAAGCUUUGAAUACGUUUAGUAAAAUGUCUAAGAAUGGUGUUAAUCCUAACGUAGUUACAUACAACACUCUUAUUAGUGGUUUGUUUCAUGCGGGCCGACUUGAGGAGGCUCGUAUGCUUUCUUCCGAAAUGAAAUCCCGUGGUCUGAAACCAGAUAUCGUCACUUUCAAUACUAUAUUGAACACCCUUUGUAAGAACGGGAAAGUAGAGGAAGCCCGAAGUUUGUUCAACACAAUGGAUGACGAUGAUGUUGUUCCUGAUAUUGUUACGUGCAAUUGCAUCAUCGAUGGUAUGUGCAAAUCUGGGGAAACGGAUGAUGCGUAUGGGAUGUUUUUGAGUCUUUCGGCUAGAGGCUUGCAGCCUAAUGUGCGUACAUACAACAUCAUGAUUGAUGGAUUGUGUAAAGCGAGUGAACUUGAUAAAGCAAAUACAUUGUUUCUAGAAAUGAAAGCAAACGGUUGUUCUGCCGAUGAGAUUACGUAUAAGAUAAUGGUGCAGGGAUUUAUUCGAGCGAAGCAGACCACCAGGGCUAUUGAAUUUAUUAACCGAUCGCUUAAUGGAAAUGUUUCGGCAGAUGUAAAGAAGUGGCUAAAUGGUUGUUGUCCCCCAAUGGAUCAAAAGAUUCUUUCAAGUUCUAACUAAUUUUUUACCCUUUUGAGAUAAAACACGACCCAGAUUGACGUGUUCAUAAGUAAGUAAACUGUCGAAAUGGUCUCUUGUUUCUCAUGUCAUUCUCUGAUGCUAUUGACAGAGACGUGGUCGUGCUGGUCGAGUACCGCCUGGAGUAUGCUAUAGAUUAUAUCCAAAAAAUGGGUCGUAAAAAGCUUUCAACUUGGAGCCAUUGAGUCCUUCUUGGCUAAGGCGCUUCAGCCCCCUGAUGCACUUUCUGUUCAAAAUGCUGUUGAACUUCUUAAGACCAUGGGGGCUCUAGAUGAUGCAGAAGAGCUCACUCCACUUGGUGGUAAAUUCUGAUGCCUAGUGAAAAGGUGAAAACCAGCAGCAUAUACAUUCAGGACUCCACAAAUAUAUCAGAUUACGCUUUGCUAAUGUUUGGUGGUAAUCUAAUUCCAAGCAAGAAUGGAGAUGGCAUUGAGAUGCUCGAUGGGUAUCUUCAGUUUUCUGCGUCCAAGAGUGUGUUGGGAUUGAUAAAGAUAAUGAGAGGGGAAGUAGAUACAUUAUUGAAAAGGAAAAUUGAAGACCCUAAGCUGGAUGUUAAUGUUGAAGGAAAAGGAGUUGUUGCAGCUCUUGUUGAGUUGCUGCACAACCAGAAUGUUUGUUAUUAGACAUUAAUUUUAGAGUAAAUUACUUUUUGAGUCCCUGUGUUUUAGUGGUUUUAACCAUUUGAGUGCAAAAUAAAAAAGUUUAACGCUCUGAAUCCCUAACCGUUCAUUUUAUAACGUUUUGAGUCUCCGUGUUUUAGUGGUUUUAACCACUUGAGUCCAAAAUCAAAAGCACGAGUGUUAAAAAAUUGGACUCAAAACGUUAUAAAAUGAGCGGUUAGGGACUCAAGGUGUUAAACUUUUUGAUUUUGGAUUCAAGUAGUUAUCACUAAAACAUAGGGAUUCAAAAAGUAAUUUACCCUUAAUUUUAUAUUUGUUUUCAUUUAUAUAAUCAGCAUAGUACCACAUUUGAAAAGUAUGAUUUUUAGUUAAAUUAUAAGUUAAAGUUA